GUUUAGUGUCCAGCGAAAAGGGGCGCCAGAAUGGUGCGAUGGAGUGCCCGGUCCCGUCGGGCGGCGCGUCAGGACAAGGUUGAGCUGCUCGCCAGCAACAACAGGGUCAGUGCCGGCGAGGAUGAUACAUCCGAUAACGCGGCCUUUCGCCACUCCACGGACCUCUCCGACCACGACGAGAUCUUCUUGAAGGGCCUGCUGCUCAGCAAUCCCAGCACACCCCACAGGGAGCUGCUGCUAAAUCCCACAGAGCCACAGCCAGUGCCCGUCUUUCUGCCCGCUCAUCUCAACAAUAAGCCAAUCUGUGACGAUAUUAUACGUAAAUUUUCACCCUCCAGGCGAUUGGAGUCGCGAGAGCUAGCUAAACUAUUGGCCCAACCUCAUUUUCGUGCUCUCUUGCGUGCCCACGAUGAGAUAGGAUAUUUGUUUGAGCAACGUUUAAAAGCUGCCGGCGGCUCAACCACCCAACUAGAACUCGCCAGUCAACGCCCAACCGGCACCUAUCUCUACACGGAGGAUAUACUGAAAAGCAAAAUGCCAGUGGAGACCAUCAAGAUGGUGGGUCUGCGUCGUGAUCCCAGCAAACCCCUGGGCCUCACCGUCGAAAUGGACGAGUACAAGCAGCUGGUGAUUGCGAGGAUUCUAGCAGGCGGUGUCAUUGAUAAGCAGAGCAUGCUGCACGUCGGUGAUGUUAUACUGGAGGUGAAUGGCACGCCCGUGCACUCGCCCGACGAGCUCCAGGUGGAGGUGUCGCGCGCCAAGGAGAAUUUAACCUUGAAGAUUGGCCCCAAUGUGGAUGAGGAGAUCAAGAGUGGGCGCUAUACCGUGAGUGGGGGACAGGUAAAACAGAACGGCAUCGCGGGCCUAGAGGCGGGCAAGAAGCUGACGUGCUACAUGCGCGCCCUGUUCACAUAUCAUCCCUCGGAGGACUCUUUGCUGCCAUGCAGGGACAUUGGCCUGCCCUUCAAGUCGGGCGACAUUCUGCAGAUCAUCAAUGUCAAGGAUCCCAAUUGGUGGCAGGCCAAGAACAUCACUGCAGAAUCGGAUAAAAUUGGUCUAAUACCGUCACAAGAGUUGGAGGAGCGCCGCAAGGCGUUUGUGGCACCCGAGGCGGAUUAUGUGCACAAAAUUGGCAUCUGCGGCACGAGGAUCUCCAAACGAAAGCGCAAGACCAUGUACCGAUCCGUGGCCAAUUGUGAGUUCGACAAGGCGGAACUUCUCCUCUAUGAGGAGGUGACGCGCAUGCCGCCAUUUCGCAGGAAAACUUUGGUACUGAUUGGCGUCUCCGGUGUGGGCAGACGCACGCUCAAAAAUCGCUUGAUCAACAGCGAUGUGGAUAAGUUUGGUGCAGUCAUUCCACAUACGAGUCGCCCGAAGCGCGCCUUGGAGGAGAAUGGCACCAGCUAUUGGUUCAUGGAUCGCGAGGAAAUGGAGGAGGCUGUCAAACAGAAUGAAUUUCUCGAAUACGGCGAGCACAAUGGCAAUCUCUAUGGCACCCACUUGCAGUCCAUCAAGGAUGUCAUCAACAGCGGUCGCAUGUGCAUCCUGGACUGUGCACCAAAUGCUCUCAAGAUCCUACACAAUAGCCAGGAACUGAUGCCAUUUGUUAUAUUCGUUGCGGCACCCGGCAUGGAGCAGCUCAAGACAAUCUAUGCCGAUCGCCGGGCAACCGGUUCCAAUAGAAAUCUAUCCUUUGAUCGUCAAAGUUCCAUACGCUUCAGCUCCCGGCGUGCACGUACGCUCGAAUCGUUAGCAUCGCUUUAUGAGGAUGAUGAUCUGGUGGCCACUGUGGAGGAGAGCAGCUUUGUGCAGCGCAAGUACGAGAAAUAUUUCGACAUGGUUAUCGUCAAUGAGGACUUUGAUGAGACGUUCCGUCAGGUGGUGGAGACACUCGAUCAGAUGAGCCACGAGGAUCAAUGGGUGCCCGUUAAUUGGAUUUACUAGACCAUACAAAUGUCUUCUUGCAUUAUGCAUAAAAUAUAACAUCUCCGCAGAAUAUUUCUCUACAGCAAACAGCUAAUUUGUAGCCUAAGCAAAGUGUUCGUUCAACUCCAAAAUUGUUUUAUCUUUAUGUAUAUAUGCAAUGCAAUUCAUUUUUUGUAACCAUUUUUGAGCUCUCCUUUUGAGUUUCCCCUGCGUGAAAUGUGCCCUCCGUUUAUGCUUCGAUUUAAGCCUAAGUUUACCUAACGAAUUCGUCCAUUUAUAAACUACAAACUAUAUUAUUUUGUUUAAUUUAUACAAAAAGCAAAAACAAAUAUCAUUUAUGCAAUUUAUAAUGUUAAAUACGAAUCUCCUGAGUACAAGAAACCAAUCCUUUCUGCCAAUAUUUCAGUUUAGCGUUUAGUUUUUUUGUGUUGAAUAAAGUUUCGUAAGUGUAAAAGAAA
Messenger RNA from Drosophila guanche, 2384 nucleotides. It is a transcript of the gene vari, whose product is annotated as MAGUK p55 subfamily member 6. Bases 31 to 1944 code for a protein of 637 amino acids. The transcript has 9 exons. Gene Ontology annotation, cellular component: plasma membrane; cell-cell junction. Gene Ontology annotation, molecular function: protein binding. The record is from RefSeq and is a predicted model, not a curated record. NCBI's taxonomy places the organism in Eukaryota, Metazoa, Arthropoda, Insecta, Diptera, Drosophilidae.